UAUGUGGAAAUGGUGUAUUUUCAGUGCGUUGAAUAUAAAAUGUUUAAAUUUAGUGCUAAAUAUGUUGUAUUUACAUAUUAAUAAAUUAUUAUGAUCCACUUUUAAUAAUUAUAUAAAAACAAUAAAGUGUAUAUCAAAAUAUAGAUUGUGUAUAAAUAAUUUUCAAAUAAACAUUUGUAUUUGAGAAGACUUGAAUUGAAAUGAGUUCAGCUCUAAAACAGCCUGUUUUACCAUCAACAGGAAAUCAAAAUCCAACGACUCCUGGAAGUGGUAACAUUACUAAUACACCAAUUGGGCUAAAUAAGAAUCUUACCCAAUCGACAGCUUUACCUAUCAGCUCUAAUACAUCAGUAACAACAAAUCGGACAGUUUCAUCUUCUAUAAGUGGUAUGCAGCUAGGUGGCAAUGCAACGCCUAUUAGUGGAAACAAGAGCUUUCCACAUAAUAUGUCAACUUCACAGCCCCAAGCGUUUGCUUCACAACAGUUAUCGUCAAGUCACAGUACGACAGUAGCUUCAAAUACAACAUCGGCGCAUCAACAGAAUGCGCCAAGUGUCGCACAUCAACAAAAUGUGCCGUCACACCAAAAUGUGCAAAAUUUACAACAAGCGGUUACUGCACAUCAGGCGCAUCCACAAGCGGCCCAGGAAAUGCAGCAGGCUUCAAUUCAAUUUAAUAAGCAAGUGAAUUGUUCAAAUCCCACAUUAGGUGGAUCUAUGCCUUCACCUGUAAAUAUGGUACAAGAUCGUACAAUUAACAUAGCGAGUGUACCGCCCCAAUCUGUUCCAUUACCAGCAACAACAUCUGCAAAUAGCUCACAAAGUUUAAGUUCAUCACAAAAUUCAACAACAAGUCUUUCUCAAACUUCCACAAGCAGUAGUACAACAACUUCAGUAAAUUCGUCCAGUACAGGCAGCAGCACUCCUUCAUCUCAAACAUCUACUACAUCAACAGUAACAUCUUCACCACAAAAAGUAAAUACAUCACCAGAGAAAGCAGACAAUUCGAAUACAAGCCCAAGUUCGACAAACACUACGGUACCUGCUGUUUCAACUACAACUGCUAAACCAGCAGUACAAGCGAAUGGAACAAUUGAACCGGUAAAUCCAAAACCUACGCCACAAACUAAUAAAGAUGAAAGUAACAAGGAAGUUUCGACACAGCCAGCGGCUCAAGCAAAUCAAGUUGCGACUACAGUUACGACUGAAAUUAAAAUUAGUAAAGAAAUCGUAGUUGAAGAAACUAUUAAUGAUAAUAAGAAAGAAGCUGAAAUUAAAACUGCAGAAAUAACGAAAAAAGAAGUAACUUCAAUAUCAUCAACAACCGAAUCCAUAAAAUCAACAAAUCCAUCUGCAACAAGUAUUACUCAACAAUCAACAACCACAUCGACCACACAAGUUACACAACAAGUACAAAAAUCUUCUGAAUCUGUAACAAUAAGUGCCGUUCAACAACAAACAAACACUACUAAUUCAACAACAACCCCAACAAAACAAGUACAAAAUAAUGUUACAAAAAAUUCACCACCAAAAGUUGAACAACAAAAAACAACACCCACAAAAACAUCUCCGGCUAGUGCCAAAACGACCACACCACCAGCGGCAGUAACACCCGCACCACCAGCACCAACUACACCAUCGACACCAUCAACACCAUCAACUACAGCACCCACAACGACCGCUACAAGUACACCACGUAGUGCGAGUAAACGAAAACGUGAUUCGACUAGUAAAUCUCCAAAAACUAGUGUUAGUGAAGCAUCUUCACCAGCGAAAAUUGCCAAAGUUGAUAAUGUACCGUCAACGCCACGUAGCCAUAAAUCACCGGCUUCAAAUAAACAUGAUGAAAAUCAAAAGGGUAAACGUGUCCGGGUUCGAACACAACCAUAUCAAAGCCCUUUGCCAGAAAUUGCAUUGAUUACAAAAUUAUCUACGAAAAAUAAGGGAUCACCAACUUCUGAUGAUAAACUCAUCGCAUUUUACAAGAACGAAUUUUUGGCUGUACGAAAUAGUGAGGGUGGUUUUUAUGUAUGCCAAGCUGUCCAAAAUGUAUAUAAAACUUCUUCCAAAAUUAAAAUUCGUUGGUUGUCAAAUCAUGAUAAAUCAACGGACAUAUAUACUCCGGAUUUUUAUGACUUCACUGAAUUUGAUUGUAUUUUAACGAAUUUAAGUUUAAAUAAAGUCGACAAAACAACAUUUCGAUUACCAAAAGAUGAAUUGGAACGCACUGAAAGUAUUCUUAAGCGUGCACUUAACCACGAACAAGGAGUGGAAGAUCCCGAUUCUUCAUUAACUGAAGAACACCCUGAUGGAUUGGAUUUGUCACUAUUACGAGACGAAACACAAUUAAAAAAACGAAAAUCAAAUGCUUCAAAAGCGAAAAAACGAAAAUCUGGUGAAGCUAAAACAGAAAAUAAUGAAGAAGGAGCAACACCAUCAAAAGUUGCAAAAACAAGUCGUCGUAGUGCGAAGAAACCUAGUCGUGCUAGUGCGACUCCUAAAAAAACAGUAGCGAAAAAAUCACCUGUUGCUAGUGCGAAAAAAAGUGCAAAAACUCCAGCUAAAAAAACGCCCGCAAAAGCUUCACCUAAGAAAACUCCUGCGAAAAAAGUUGCAGCCACUCCUAAGCCUGCUGUUGCAUCCACUUCAAAAAAAGGAGCACCAAGCUCUACUAAAAAAGAUUCUGCAACAGCGUCGCGUUCGCAAAGAGCUGCAGCAAGAAAAAGUGACAAUUCUCUACAAACAAGUCCCGUUGUGGAUGCGAAGAAAGCGAAAGUAUUAGCCAAAGUUGCAGGUAGAAAAUCAACUGCAACACCUGCGGCGCCAACACCUAAAGCAAAAUUAACUAAAACUCCAGCAAAAACAGCUAAAGCAAGUAAAUCUACACCCGCUGCGACACCUUCUAAUAGAGGAACGCGGUCAGCCAAGACACCCCAAACAACACCCGUAGCAUCAUCAUCAACAGCAUCAGCAACAAAAAGCAGUCGUCGCACUUCAGCAACAAAACGGGGUAAAAAAUAAUUCAUAUAGACACAACGUGAUGCAUGAUGAACGCAUUAAAAUUUAACAAUAAAAACAAAUGAACAAUUUAUUUUAUAUAUAU
This is a messenger RNA of Chrysoperla carnea, 3102 nucleotides long. Its product is annotated as mucin-5AC-like. NCBI's taxonomy places the organism in Eukaryota, Metazoa, Arthropoda, Insecta, Neuroptera, Chrysopidae. The coding region runs from base 201 to 3020 and encodes 939 amino acids. The record is from RefSeq and is a predicted model, not a curated record. The transcript has 9 exons.